Sordaria macrospora k-hell is the source of this 3543-nucleotide messenger RNA. RefSeq lists its product as uncharacterized. NCBI's taxonomy places the organism in Eukaryota, Fungi, Ascomycota, Sordariomycetes, Sordariales, Sordariaceae. The record is from RefSeq and is a predicted model, not a curated record.
AUGCCCCAACACCCCCUCAUUGAGCAAGUGGUAACCUCCACACCACUUCUGGAUACGCAGGACUUCCACGUCGUCAAGGAUGAAAAGCAGAACCCCAUGGUGUUUUCCAUCGGCACCAAGGGCAUCUUGUACCUGAUCAAACAAGAUGAACUGGGGCGGAACAAGCUCAUCAACCUCAGCGAAAAGCUAAACAUCCCGGCGGAACAUGAGGCAACCGCACUCGGGGUGUACCAGGACAAUGACCUGACUCUGAACCUCGCGUUUGCUCACGGAGAACCAAAGGGCCGGUCACAGCUAAUUGUCUUGCGCCGAUUGAGGCCCGAAGCUUUGGAUCCAGACCUUGACACACUCCAGGACAAUGCUGUAGUGGCCCAGGAUGACACCAUUCAGGGCCAGAUAUAUGGUCUCCUUCUUGGUCGAGGCUUGGAUAAUGACCAUCCACUUGCAGUAGCGAGGUACAGAAGGGUCGACUCGCCGGAGAAUGAUAUUUGCCGCCUUGAUAUAGACUACAAGACCUCUUCUUGGUCUGUCAAGACUGAUCUUCAGAUGCCUUGCAACCCAAGGGAGAUCAUCAGCCUAUGCCCUGGUACGUUGCCAGGGGGUGGCGGAACCUUUGGUGUCUUCGUCUUGUUCAGGAUCAGUGAGGUGCUUCGGCUCAGCUUCACCGGACUGGGCGGUCAGGGAGGCUACUACUCCCACAUCAACUAUCAGCUGCCAGUACCCCCAGGUGCAUCCGACCUGGCAACUGUUAGGACAUCGACGGGCCGAACCGACCUCCUCGUUUCCGCCAAGAAUGGAAUCCACCGUAUUCCAGCCCGGGACUGUGCGAAAGGUUCAACAAAGCUGGCCGACAACAGUCUGGUAGCCACAGCUUACUGCCUUCAAGGACUGAAACAGAUCCAUGCUGCACAGUCCGGCUCCUUGAUCUCCGUCUUCACUCGCAACGAUGAUGGCGUGAUAGCGUAUACACAAUUCAGGAUCGCGGCAUCAGAGAGCGCAGUUGACUCCUUCGAAAGACGCAGCGAUGCCAACCAGGUCCUUGAUGGAGGCGUACGAUUUGCCGCUUUGGUCAACGAAACCACUUUGUCCCAGCAAAUGUUCAUCCUCGGUGACGAAAACCAUCCGAAGAUGCGGGUUUUGUACCAGUCAGGCGAUUCCAGCCUUUGGAAAACUGGUGACUUCUGCGUCCCGGCAAUCAAGACACAUCGAGAAGUGUUCACUUACACGACGCAUAUCAAGAUCAAACCUGCGACUGGGGGGCGGCCUCCGGCUGGUGGUCUGGAAGUUGACCUGAGCGCAUCUAGUACAUGCCUCGCAACCGUGAAUGGCCGGACAAUUGAGCUCAGUCGACUUCCGACCAAAGUCAAAGCCGAUGUGCUGGGAACCCUCACGGUGAUUCAAGAGAUUGAUGACCUCAAUGUGCCGAGCUUGCGUGUUUCGGGUGUUCCAGGAUGUGAGGCGACGUACAUCGACCCCUCUCGAAAGGUUCUGGACUUCUUCAGCAAGAUCGAAUCCGGCGAUGACUUGCAAAACGCGCACCUUCCGAAUGGCGAAAAGCUUUUGAGCGGCGGAUCCAAGAACGUCAACCUCAAAGGAGCCGCUGCGGCCAUCAAGUCCUUGACGUCAAAGGGUGCCAGCAUGAAACUGGAAGCGCAGUUUACAGGCGCUGAAAAGAGCGAGAUUGCUUCCUCGGAACAGCCGGCGGAAGAACCAACAGUUGGAGUGGCCUCUGGUAACAGCAAUGAGACGCCAACUACAGGCAACUGGGCAGCCUUCGACUGGCUUACCAGGUCGCUCGAGUCCGUGGCAGACAUCUUUGUCGACGGAUGGCAUCUUGUUGUGAAGGUGGGAAAGAAGGUCUGGAAGUUCCUGGUCCAAACAUAUGAACAUGUAAUGAAAGGUCUCAGGAAGGCCCUCGCGUGGCUGGGUGAGGGUCUGAAGAAGAUAUGGAACGGGUUGAAAUUUCUCUUCGCCUGGGAUGAUAUCAAGGAGACCCACAACAUCUUCCGCGACUAUUUCGAAGGGUUCGUCGAUACUGCUGUCAAGACAGUACUUCUCUUUGGUGACAAGGCCGAGUCGUACCUCGAUGAGCUUGAGGCCAGCAUCAGCAAAAACUGCAGCACAACCCAGGUUCCAUCCGAGUUGGACGGCAACGUAGAUCAAGACGGCAAUGACCAGCAGGGGAAGGAACCGAGCAAAAUGGAGAAAGCUUUCAACUCACCAGGGGGCAACUAUGCGAACCAUCAUGCCCAGCACAACCCCGAGGUCCGUCAAGCCAUGGAGUCUGCGGAAAAGAAGAUUGAGGAUGGCGACCUGACGAAGAUCUUGGCCGCUCUCAAAGAUCUCGUCACCGAGUUUGCUGAGGGUGCGGGCGACAUCGGGGCCGCUUUGGUGUCACUCCUCGACCCGUCUCGAAAAGCAACUGUUUCUGAGAUCUUCUCCCAGCUCGGUAGUAAGCUCCUCACGAGGCUUAUUGCGAUUGCGAGAGAUCUGAUUACGCUUUUCGUCCAGGUGGGAGCCAAGCUCAUGCUCAUGGUGAAGAGUCUUGCCACGGCGACCAUCGAUAUCCCUGUCAUCUCCUGGUUGUGGUCAAAGAUAUCCGACCGGCCUCUGUCGUUCCUUGACGCCAUCACCAUGCUGUUUGCCAUCCCUGGCACAAUUGCUUUCAAGAUAUACCACGGUGUGAGCCCGGGAAAGCAUCCAAGCUACAAGGAGAUCCAGGCUGCCAAAACCGAGCUGGAUGCCGAGCUCGUUGGCCAUGAGCUCGGGGCCACUGCCCAGGUAUUUGCGGUUGUGCCGUCCACCUCUUCCGAGAAGACUGAUAGCGGUGUUGCCUCAAAUGCGGUAGUCGGUUCGGAAGUGAGCGAAAAACCUAAAGACUACAGCCCUGGCGGCGGCAAGGGCCAAGAGACCUUUGUCAAUAAAAUUACAAAGCAUAGUCUGUUCCAGAAGAUUGCCAGGUGGUUGAAGGCGCAUUCUUAUAUUGUUGGUAUCAUCUACUUUGGAUACAACUGUUACUCCAUGUACAGCGAGGUACGGGAGUGGUUGAAGCCGAUGGGCAGUGCCUACCCAAACUUUGGUGGUCUGAAAGAAUGGGACAAGGGCGCCGCAACAAGAUUCCUGGUCGGAAUUGUGCUGUCCUUCCCGAAACCAGAUCCCUCCGAUCCUUCGCCCAGCUGGGGCCUCCAACUGACUGGUUGGGUGGUCUCCAUCUUCGCUGGCAUCAAACAUUGCAGCCUCCGGAUCUUCAAGGGCAUGGUGACAAUGUUCUUCUCCGCUCUGCAAUGCGUCAUCUACACAGGAUGUGUGACUUGGGAUCACCUGGCAGGGUAUAGUAAGGCUGAUAACUUUCUGACGAUCGGCAAUACAUGCUUGAGCAAAGGCCAUGACUUUUUGUCUGGGUUGGCAACGGUCCAGGUCGGGAAGAACCCUUACGUUAUGGUUGGAGCGGUGGCCUGUGGACUGACCUCCACCGUGACUGGGUCAAUUAUUAACUCGCAGAAGGCUGAGACGAAGAUAUCCAACUUCAUCUUCCAAGCCUAG